This is a messenger RNA of Vigna umbellata (rice bean), 3760 nucleotides long. The record is from RefSeq and is a predicted model, not a curated record. Lineage: Eukaryota; Viridiplantae; Streptophyta; Magnoliopsida; Fabales; Fabaceae.
CCCUAUAUAAACUGUAGCAAAGAAGAGGAACCUGAGGAAAUACAGAAAAGCAGAUUGUGUCCAUUGAACUUAGACGCGCUUACUGAAACCUAGCGUACUGAAACCUAACCCGGACGUGUUCCGGUUGAGAAAACAGGAUUGCAUACGACCCGAUAAGUCCGAAGUUUCAAGUGUAGAAUUUGUUGUGGUUCUGAAAGAAACUCACAUCAACCCAAAUUGAUCACUGCAGGAGUAGCAUGUGCUAGCUUCCCGGGUUUUGUUUGUUGAUUGCUCUUCGAUCCUUGCUGAAGAUUCUGUGCAAAAUGGAUUUGGUAGCUAGUUGCAAGGAAAAAUUGCAAUAUUUUCGUUUGAAAGAGCUCAAAGAUGUGCUCACUCAAUUGGGACUCUCAAAACAGGGAAAGAAGCAGGAUCUUGUUGAUAGGAUAUUGUCUAUUCUUUCAGAGGACCAAGCUUGUUACUUUUUCCCAGUUUCUAAAUUGUGGAUCAAGAAGAAUGCAGUUGGAAAACAACGAGUGGCCAAAUUAGUGGAGGACACAUAUAGAAAAUUGCAGGUAUCCGGGGCCAUUGACCUGUCAUCGAAGGGACAGGGCUCUGAUAGCAGUAAUGUGAAAAUUAAAAAUGAAAUGGAGGAUUCCUUUCUAUCAGAUACUAAGAUUCGCUGUCUCUGUGGAAAUGUAUUGGAUACGGACCCAUUGGUCAAGUGUGCAGAUACAAGAUGUCAUGUGUCGCAGCACAUCAACUGUGUUGUUAUUCCAGAGAAACCUACGGAUGGAACCCCACAUGUUCCUGAUAAAUUCUACUGUGAAAUAUGUCGAGUUGAUCGGGCAGAUCCGUUCUGUGUUUCAGUGACACACCUUUUGUUUCCGGUGAAGUUGACAACAACCAAUAUUCCCACUGAUGGAACCAGCCCAGUACAGACUGUGGAAAGAACGUUUCAACUCACUAAAGCAAACAAGGAGUUGGUAUCGAAACCAGAAUAUGAUGUUCAGGCUUGGUGUAUGCUUUUGAAUGACAAGGUUUCAUUCAGGAUGCAAUGGCCACAAUAUACAGAUUUAAAAGUCAACGGUCUUCCUGUUCGUGCAAUUAACAGACCCGGUUCACAGGUGCUUGGGCCUAAUGGUCGUGACUCUGGUUCAGUUAUCACACCAUAUUCAAAGGAUGGAAUUAAUAGGAUUUCCUUGACAGUGGUGGAUGCUCGCAUAUUCUGUUUAGGGGUUCGAAUUAUUAAAAGGCUCACCGUGCCAGAGAUUCUAAGCAUGAUUCCAGAGGAGCCUAAUGGUGAGAGUUUUGAAGAUGCUCUUGCACGUGUUUGUUGUUGUGUUGGGGGUGGAAAUGCAAAUGAUAACGCUGAUAGUGAUAGUGAUUUGGAAGUGGUUUCAGAUACUUUUAGCAUCAAUCUUCGUUGCCCAAUGAGUGGUUCAAGAAUGAAGAUUGCAGGAAGAUUCAAACCUUGUGUUCACAUGGGCUGUUUCGAUCUUGAAGUUUUUGUUGAAUUGAAUGAACGAUCAAGGAAGUGGCAGUGCCCCAUAUGCCUUAAAAAUUAUGCUUUGGAGAAUAUCAUCAUUGACCCUUACUUCAAUCGCAUCACUACUCUGAUGAAAAAUUGUGGAGAAGAGAUUACAGAGGUCGAGGUGAAGCCUGAUGGUUUUUGGCGUGUCAAGGUUAAGAAUGAAAGUGAACGUCGGGAGUUGGGAACUCUUGCUCAUUGGCACCGUCCUGAUGGAUCCCUCUUUGUCUCUACUGAUGAAAUCAAUAAAAUGGAAAAUUUAAAGCUCAAACAGGAAGGUGUUUCAGAUGGUCAUAUUGGUUUAAAACUUAGGAAGAAUAGUAACGGUGUUUGGGAAGUCAGCAAACCUGAGAAUACAAACACCUCUUCUGGUAAUAAUAGAUUGAAUGAGGAUCUUGAAAAUAUUGAACAUGUUAUUAUUCCAAUGAGCAGCAGUGACACUGGAAGUGGCCGGGAUGAAGAUGAUCCAAGUGUAAAUCAGGGUGGUGGUGGGCAUAUUGAUUAUUCUACUACCAAUGGUGUUGAGAUUGAUUCUGUGUUUAACAGUAAUAUUGAUUCAGCAUAUGGAUAUUCUGUUCAUAAUGCUUCUGCUCCAAUUGGUGAUGCAGAAGUUAUUGUUAUUAGUGAUUCAGAAGAAGACAACGAUGUAUUGAUGUCUCCAACCCCUAUAACUGGGUACACGAAUAAUCAAACUAGUGCUGCAGUUGAUGUUUACUCGGUGCUAGAGCCUGGAAUUCUUGAUUCAUAUACGGAAGAUCCCAAUCCUGGUGGAAAUGCAAGUUUAGGAGUUUUUAAUAGUCAUCCCAGUGAAGAUGAUUUUGGGAUGUCCUCCCUCUGGCCAUUGCAAUCUGGAACUCCAGCAGUCCCAGGAUUCCAAUUAUUUAGUUCUGAAGUGGAGGACGUGUCAGAUACAUUGGUUGGUUUGCAGAGUGGUAACAUCAAUUGCUCAUCGUCACUGAAUGGUUAUAUGUUGGCCCCGGAUACUGCUUUGGGAUCUAGCACUCUUAUGCCAGAUUCCUCGGUGGCUCGACCUGAUGAUGAUUUAAAUGGUGGCUUGGUUGACAAUCCACUGGCAUUUCCCAGAGAAGAUCCCUCCCUUCAGAUUUUUCUCCCUACAAAACCAGCAGAAUCAUCCAUUCAGCAUGAAUUGAGUGAUCAUGCGGACAUAUCAAAUGGUGUCUUCACGGAGGAUUGGAUCACUCUUAGUCUUGGAGGUGGUGCUAGUGGCCGUAAUGGUGAUGCUUCCACUGCAACUGGAUUGAAUUCCAGACCGCAAAUAGCAUCUGGAGAAGGUGCCUCAAAUUCCUUGACAGAUACCGGAAUCAUGACGCUAGCUAAAGCUAAGAUUGGAACGAAGAAUGUCUUCUUUGACAUGAAAAAGAUUGCUAUUGAGAACAAGAAAAAAGAUGGUAGUCGGGGUACUGAAAAAGGUCCAAUAGUAGAAACAUAUCCACCCUGGCUACAACAAGGAGGCAAGGGGAUAAAGAGCAACAGGUCGACUAACCCUUGGGAGUAUGUUGGGACUUCUUGGUUUGACCAUAAAGACUAUGGAAGUCUUGUGGUGGACGACAUAGAUAUGUAGAAAAACAUAAGCAUAUCCUUAUCUGAGGAAGAGGCGCGUUUGGUUGGUGACAACUCUCCAAAUUCGCUGAUGAAUGCACUCUCCUAAAAAAGGAGAUAGAGGAUGAGGAAAAAAUCAAGAUGGACAAUGUGUUGGCCAAGCUGAAGAAUCAGAUGAUGGCUAUGAAAAUCAAGAAGGAAGAAUGGGAGAACAAUCGAUCAGAAAUCAACAAGAGGCUAAACUCUUGGAAAAAUCGUUGCCUAGAGGCCGAGGGCAAAUUAGAAAAGGCCAAGAAGAUGAUUAUUGAAGGGAAGCAAGCUCGGGAGAGUGUGGUUGAGGAGUUGCUGGAAACCCAAAAGUUAGUGGUAUCUAAACAUGAAGAAGGCUUUAAGAAAGCACUUCGCCAAGUAGCGCUCCUCUACAACAUAGAUGCUGGUGACAAACGCUUUGAUGUGAACAAAAAUGUUAAUAAAAAAACCUUGGUUCAACUAGUCAAUAUGUCUGUCUUAGAUGCCAGUGAGGAUGAUGCUAAAGAUGUUGAGGAAGUUGUCGGCAUCAAAGGAACUCCCUCUAACUUGACUCCUUUACACCUUGGUAUCAAUGAUGUUAGAUCUGACAAGGCGAAUGGGAAAAGAUCUGAUUCAGACAGCCCUUUCUCUUUUCCUCGCCAAAAACGUUCAGUAAGGCCCCGC